This is a messenger RNA of Alosa sapidissima (American shad), 1525 nucleotides long. RefSeq lists its product as uncharacterized. The transcript is spliced from 2 exons. The record is from RefSeq and is a predicted model, not a curated record. Bases 113 to 1507 code for a protein of 464 amino acids. Lineage: Eukaryota; Metazoa; Chordata; Actinopteri; Clupeiformes; Clupeidae.
UCACCGCCCCUCCUCAGCCACAUCGUGCUUCUUGUUCCGUGGAGGCUUCAAAUGCAGUUGCUUGCCGUAGUCUUCUCAAGAGAAAUAUGGUUUUCAAACGGGAAAUGUUGACAUGUGGACAGAGAAUCAGAUGAAUAAUAAAGAAGUAAUAAUUAAGGGGAUUAAGGACCCACUGAUACCCACAACGUCCAGUCAUGGCCACCUCAUACGCAGACUUAUGGGGGUGUUCUUGCUAGUAACUGUAGUCUAUCUCCUCCUCCUCUACAUAGAAGAGAACAGUAGAUUCGGAGACAGCCUAAGAGCUCCUUAUCCAAGUGGUAGAAGUGUGCCUAAGAGUGUCUGUGGCCUUCCGGAGAGCGUGAACCCUCUGCUCCAGGUCAAUGGCUCCAGGACUUACUUAGUCUCAUCGUACAUGGAGCAUCGGUCGAGGUCGCAAAUCCGCACAAUAGCUGUAGUGAAACGUACGGAGGCUGUCAGCUAUUCCUGCUUGUUUUGCUGUGAUGAAGAACUCAAGAGUAGCGACGCCAUGCAAGAUAUCCACUCUGACCACUUUGGAUUUAACUUUGGCACGGCAGACAUCUUGUGCUCGGUCCCCGAGAAUUGCUUGACGCUUUCCCAUGUGGCGAUUUACAAGAGGCCUCUAGGGAUCCAGAAGCCGUCUUUUCUCCCCAUUCGGAACCUACAGGAGCGUCGAGAGUCCUUCCCAUACCAGUUUACCGUCUGUAUCUCUGUGAUGUAUGACUACACCAAUGUCCUGCAGUUGGUACAGACCCUGGAGAUGUUCCGACUACUGGGGGCCCAGCACGUAGCUAUCUACAAAUCCAGCUGCAACACAGCCACGCAGAGAGUGCUGGAUUAUUACGUCAAGGAAGGCUUUGUCGAGAUCAUUCCCUGGCCGAUAACGCAGUAUAUUAAAGUGUCACGAGGGUGGCAGCCAUCGGUGUCUCCAGGAGACCUGCAUUACUUUGGACAAAUUGCAGCACUGAACGACUGCGUGUACCGUUUCAUGUACCAGACACAGUAUGUGGUGCUGCAGGAUCUGGACGAGGUCAUUGUGCCGGUCAUGGUGAACAGCUGGACGGAACUGCUGCCUGUGUUGGAACAGAAGUACGGUAGUUACACUAGCUUUGAGUUCGAGAACAACGUGUUCCGGAACACAGUGGGCGGGAGGAACGCGGCGCAGCGGCCGAAGGAGUGGCAGGGCGUCACUGGUGUGGACAUCUUGGAUCACGUUUGGUGCGAGCCGAACGACCCUAACGCAUUCAACAACUUCAAGGUGAUCGUUAAUCCCCGAACAGUAUACCGCACAACGGUGCAUGGCCUUCUGUCGGCGGACAGCACAGGGGUCCGUGUUAAUCGUGAUGUGGCCAGGAAUUACCACAUCAGAGCCCCCUGGCGGCAGGAUGUCAGCAAUGACAAACUUAUACGGGACGAGCGGCUUUGGGAUUAUGCCCCUCGCCUCAUCCCUACUGUUUCAAGUGUGUUAAACAAGACCUCUGCAAAAUAGUGCGCCACUGUUAUACUA